CAGACUCCCAAUCAGAUUCAAUCACGCGGAUGAAGGCAUUGUCAAAAAUUUCUCUCUCUACAAAGCCGUUACAAUAACUUUUUCGUUUUUCCAUAUUUGUCUCUCAAUUUAAACCGACCUUAAUCCUUCCGGUGGUCAUCUGUGAAAGGUCAGCGCCUCAUCCAAUAACUUUCAUUCCCAAAUUUCUCUCCCAAAAUCAAAACCCUAAUUUCUAGAGACUUCAAAUUUUAGGUUUCUAUCUUUAGGUAUUUCUCGCUAGAUCUGAUCGUAUCUCUGAUUGUGAAUUUCUUGAUUGAAGAGAAAAGAUGGCUCGUACGAAGCAAACCGCUCGCAAAUCAACCGGAGGAAAGGCUCCCAGAAAGCAGCUCGCCACCAAGGCUGCGAGGAAAUCUGCGCCUACAACCGGCGGAGUCAAGAAGCCUCAUCGCUACCGUCCUGGAACCGUUGCUCUUCGUGAAAUCCGUAAAUACCAGAAGAGCACAGAGCUUUUGAUCCGCAAGUUACCCUUCCAGCGCCUUGUUCGUGAAAUUGCCCAAGACUUCAAGACGGACUUGAGAUUCCAAAGCCAUGCGGUUCUGGCACUGCAGGAGGCUGCGGAGGCGUAUCUAGUUGGUUUGUUCGAGGAUACCAAUUUGUGUGCUAUCCAUGCCAAGAGGGUCACUAUUAUGCCCAAGGAUAUUCAACUCGCCAGACGAAUUCGUGGGGAGCGUGCUUAAUUUUGCUUGAAUUGUUUCUGUUUUCUAUUCAUUAACUACGUUACGUGUUGUGCUCUUUUUGUGAGUGGAUUGGAUUCUUCUUAAACCAACUUACAUAAAGGUUUAAACGAGUUUCGUUUUUAAUUAGAAUGUCCUGGGAUAAUUGUAGUUGUCCCAAUCGAUUUUCUUUUCAAA
Messenger RNA from Durio zibethinus, 890 nucleotides. RefSeq names its product histone H3.3. The record is from RefSeq and is a predicted model, not a curated record. NCBI's taxonomy places the organism in Eukaryota, Viridiplantae, Streptophyta, Magnoliopsida, Malvales, Malvaceae. Gene Ontology annotation, molecular function: structural constituent of chromatin; DNA binding; protein heterodimerization activity. Gene Ontology annotation, cellular component: nucleosome.